Molecule: messenger RNA, 1648 nt
Organism: Sinocyclocheilus rhinocerous
Lineage: Eukaryota; Metazoa; Chordata; Actinopteri; Cypriniformes; Cyprinidae
Product: protein arginine N-methyltransferase 8-B-like
Exons: 10
Coding region: 22-1254 (410 amino acids)
Biological process (GO): peptidyl-arginine methylation, to asymmetrical-dimethyl arginine; chromatin remodeling
Cellular component (GO): plasma membrane
Molecular function (GO): protein-arginine omega-N asymmetric methyltransferase activity; histone methyltransferase activity; protein-arginine omega-N monomethyltransferase activity
Source: RefSeq, a predicted model, not a curated record
GAGCAGAUCUCGUCGGCUCUUAUGGGAAUUAAACACUCCUCCCGCUGUUUGCUCCUCAGGAGAAAAAUGGCGGAUGCGGAGAGCACUGAGCAACAGCCCCUGAGUGCCGCCCUGUCCCAGUCGGUCCAGCCGUCUCCUCUGCCCAAACCAGUGUCAUCGGUCCAUCAUGCCCAGCGGCCCACACACCCAUCUCACACGCCUCACACCCCUCAUUCAGCCAACUUACCCAGCUGCCCUGGCAGAGGAAAGAUGGCCAAGUUCCUCAACCCUGAAGAGAUGACCUCCAGGGAUUACUAUUUUGACUCGUACGCCCACUUUGGCAUUCAUGAGGAAAUGCUAAAGGACGAAGUGAGGACGUUGACAUACAGGAACUCCAUGUACCAUAACAAACACAUCUUCAAGGACAAGAUCGUGCUGGACGUGGGGAGUGGUACUGGCAUCCUCUCCAUGUUUGCUGCCAAGGCCGGAGCCAAGCACGUGUAUGGGAUUGAAUGCUCAAGUAUAUCAGAAUACUCUGAGAAAAUCAUCAAGGCCAAUCAUCUGGACAGUGUUAUAACCAUCUUUAAAGGGAAAGUGGAAGAGACGGAGCUGCCGGUAGAUCAGGUGGACAUUAUCAUCUCAGAGUGGAUGGGUUACUGCCUUUUUUAUGAGUCCAUGCUCAACACAGUCAUCUACGCCAGAGAUAAGUGGCUGAAACCUGGAGGUCUGAUGUUCCCAGACAGGGCUGCUCUAUAUGUGGUGGCCAUUGAAGACAGGCAGUACAAGGACUUCAAGAUUCACUGGUGGGAGAACGUUUAUGGUUUUGACAUGACUUGCAUCAGGAACGUAGCUAUGAAAGAACCACUGGUGGACAUCGUGGACUCAAAACAAGUGGUAUCCAACGCCUGCCUGAUCAAGGAACUGGACAUCUACACGGUGAAGCCAGAGGAACUGUCCUUCAGCUCCUCCUUCUGUCUGCAGAUCCAGAGGAACGAUUAUGUCCACGCUCUGGUCAGCUACUUCAAUAUCGAAUUCACCAAGUGUCAUAAAAAGACUGGCUUCUCCACAGCACCAGAUGCCCCAUACACACACUGGAAGCAGACAGUGUUUUAUCUGGAGGAAUAUUUAACUGUGAAAAGAGGAGAGGAGAUAGUCGGCACCGUCAGCAUGAAGCCAAACGAGAAGAACGCACGUGAUCUGGACUUUACCUUUGAGCUGGAUUUUAAAGGUCAGCUAUGUGAGGCCGCUAUCGCUCAUGACUACAAGAUGCGGUAAGUACCCAGCAGUGGCGAGAGACGGUUUCUGACAGCACUCAGAGAAGCAGAGGCAGGGGCCGCUCCGGAUCACAGCUACGGCCCUGCUGCUGGGAAGAGACAGAGACAGAGACGGAGAGAAAGACCAGGACAGAAGUUGCUAUCUCUGGGAGUCUUGCCAACGUUUUUCAAGCAGGGUGGCACUUCUAGCAAUAGCAGCCUUGCCUUCGCCAACUCUAGCCUGCACUUGUACACCAACUCUCUGACUGUUCAGGGGCCAACUAUGACUACACCCCACUGUAAACAAAAGAAUGUCAUGCUCUUAUGAAUGUUAAGUGUUAGUUUAUGGUUACUUUGCUUUUACAUUAGGAGUGUGAGCUAAGAUAUUUAAUAUUGAAAGUUGUGCUUCCAAGUCC